GGCUGAUGUGGUGGUAUUCAACUCGGUUUUUAACAUGGAGUCAUUUCUCACCUCUAUUGGAAAAUUUAUGAAGCUGAUUCCUGAUCACAGACCCAAGGAUCUGGAAAGCAUCAUCAGACCCAAGUGCCAAGUUAUUUACUUUCCCAUCAGGUUUCCUGAUGUGAGCAGAUUCAUGCCCAAGCACAAAACAAUCCAUCUACAGAAGAUUCUCAGCCUUAAAGGAAAUGGUGGUGCUGCUCCAUCGAUGGCCCCUGCUUUCCACCAGGAGCAGAAAGGUUCUGAGAAUCUAUUGAAGAAUUUUAAUUCAGAGUCUGGACCCUGUAAUGCUGCACAACAAGAAAACCUGGGUAGCUCAUUAACGCAGGAGCCAGACUUGAGAACGUGCCACUCAUCAGAUAAUUCGAGCUCUCUUCAUGAGGAAGAUAAACAAAAUACGACUUCUAGUCCCUGUGACAUUUUCGGUGGAAUUGACGAUCCACAAAGACCACUGCACAUCGUGUGGCCUCACAGGUGGGAACAUGAUAAAGAUCCAGAGAGUUUUUUUAAGGUAUUAAUGCACCUUAAGGACUUAGGACUCAAUUUCCAUGUGUCUGUCCUUGGAGAAACCUUCACAGAUGUCCCAGAUGUAUUUUCAGAGUCCAAAAAGGCAUUGGGAUCGUCUGUCAUACACUGGGGCUACUUACCCAGCAAAGAUGACUAUUUCCAAGUACUGUGCACGGCUGAUGUUGUCAUCUCAACAGCUAAGCAUGAAUUCUUUGGAGUGGCGAUGUUGGAAGCUGUGUAUUGUGGUUGCUACCCACUUUGUCCCAAAGAUUUGGUUUAUCCUGAAAUAUUUCCAGCUGAAUAUCUGUAUUCUACACCUGAACAGCUUUCAAAAAGGCUCCAGAAUUUCUGCAAGAGGCCAGAUAUUAUAAGAAAACAUCUUUAUAAGGGUGAAAUGACUCCUUUUUCUUGGGCGGCCCUACAUGGUAAAUUCAGGUCUCUGCUUACAACAGAACCUAGGGAAGAUUUGUGA
Puma concolor (puma) is the source of this 1015-nucleotide messenger RNA. Lineage: Eukaryota; Metazoa; Chordata; Mammalia; Carnivora; Felidae. The record is from RefSeq and is a predicted model, not a curated record.